Molecule: messenger RNA, 4081 nt
Organism: Ipomoea triloba (trilobed morning glory)
Lineage: Eukaryota; Viridiplantae; Streptophyta; Magnoliopsida; Solanales; Convolvulaceae
Product: topless-related protein 4-like
Exons: 27
Coding region: 231-3629 (1132 amino acids)
Biological process (GO): regulation of DNA-templated transcription
Molecular function (GO): protein binding
Source: RefSeq, a predicted model, not a curated record
CGUAUAAUAUAUAUCUUCUUUUGUCCAGAAAAAGAAAUUCCAGUAACGAAAAGUACCAUUCUCUCUACAGAAAAACCCUGAUCUGUUUCCUCUCUCAUUCAUUCCAAGAUGUAUGGAUGUAUUUUAGGCUCUUGAGAGUUUGAAUUUGGUGAAUUGGUGAUGGAGGCUGUGUAAUUGCGGCGUUUGUGUUGAUCUGCGAGGGUGAGGAGACUGAGGGGAAGAAAACCAGUAUGUCGUCUCUGAGCAGAGAGCUCGUGUUUUUAAUUCUUCAGUUUCUUGAUGAGGAGAAAUUCAAAGAGACUGUUCACAGAUUGGAACAAGAGUCUGGAUUUUUCUUUAAUAUGCGAUAUUUUGAGGAAUUGGUGACAAAUGGAGACUGGGAUGAGGUGGAAAAGUAUCUAUCAGGCUUCGCGAAGGUUGAUGACAACAGAUAUUCAAUGAAAAUUUUCUUUGAAAUCCGAAAACAAAAGUAUCUUGAAGCCCUUGACAGGAAGGAUCGUGCUAAAGCUGUUGACAUUCUAGUAAAGGACUUGAAAGUGUUUUCAGCAUUUAAUGAAGACCUUUUUAAAGAGAUAACCCAACUCCUGACCCUUGAAAAUUUUAGAGACAAUGAGCAGUUAUCUAAAUAUGGUGAUCCGAAGUCUGCUAGGAGUAUAAUGCUUGGUGAACUGAAAAAACUGAUUGAAGCAAAUCCCCUGUUUCGUGACAAAUUAAACUUUCCCACCUUGAAGAACUCAAGAUUGCGAACUUUAAUUAAUCAGAGUUUGAAUUGGCAGCAUCAGCUCUGUAAGAACCCAAAGCCUAACCCUGACAUAAAGACAUUGUUUGUUGAUCAUUCUUGUGGGCAAUCGCAGCCAAAUGGUGCACGUGCACCAUCCCCUGUAACUAAUCCACUAAUGGGAGCUGUUCCUAAGCCUGGGGGGUUUCCACCAUUGGGUGCUCAUGGUCCCUUCCAGCCAGCACCAGCACCUCUCCAAACAUCUCUUGCAGGAUGGAUGGCUAAUCCAUCUCAGGUUCCUCAUCCCUCAGCUUCUGCUGGGCCUAUUGGCUUCACCCCACCAAGUAAUGCAGGCAUAUUAAAGCGUCCUAGGACUCCUACAAAUAAUCCUGCUGCAGACUAUCAAACAGCUGACUCUGAACAUGUGUUGAAGAGAUCAAGACCUUUUGGAAUAUCAGAUGAAGUUAACAAUAUGCCUGUCAACAUAUUGCCUAUUGGGUAUGCCAGUCAAAGUCAUGGGCAAAGCUCAUAUUCAUCUGAUGAUUUGCCUAAAGCUGUUGUUAUGACUCUGAACCCUGGCUCAGCAGUCAAGAGUAUGGAUUUUCAUCCUGUGCAACAGAUUUUGCUUCUUGUUGGGACAAGUGCGGGAGAGAUUAUGAUUUGGGAAUUAGGUAGCAAGGAGAGGCUUUCUCAUAGAAGUUUCAAGGUUUGGGAUCUUGCACAAUGUUCAGUCGCUUUGCAGGCUGCUAUGAAGAAUGACUACACUGCCUCAAUUAACCGCGUGUUGUGGAGUCCUGAUGGCCCUCUAUUUGGUAUUGCAUACUCCAAGCACAUUGUGCAGAUCUACUCCUACCAUGGUGGUGAUGAUCUAAGAAACCAUCUUGAGAUUGAAGCGCAUGCUGGAAGUGUCAAUGAUAUUGCUUUCUCCUAUCCCAACAAACAACUCUCUAUCAUUACUUGUGGGGAGGACAGACUUAUUAAGGUGUGGGAUGCAGUAACCGGUGCUAAACAGUAUACAUUUGAGGGUCAUGAAGCACCUGUUUAUUCUGUAUGUCCACAUCACAAAGAAAAUAUUCAGUUUAUAUUCUCACUGGCAGUUGAUGGAAAAAUAAAGGCAUGGUUGUAUGAUAACUUGGGUUCCAGAGUUGACUAUGAUGCACCAGGUCAUUCAUCAACCACUAUGGCUUACAGUACCGAUGGAACAAGGCUGUUCUCAUGUGGGACCAACAAAGAUGGGGAUUCAUAUCUUGUAGAAUGGAAUGAAAGUGAUGGAGCUGUUAAGCGAACAUAUGUUGGACUUGGAAAGUGUGCUGUGGGGAUUGUGCAGUUUGAUACCACUAAGAAUAGAUUUCUGGCAGCUGGUGACGAGUUCACUAUCAAAUUUUGGGAUAUGGACAAUGUGAACUUAUUGACAACAACUGAUGCAGACGGUGGACUACCGGCUUCUCCUUGUCUCCGAUUUAACAAGGAAGGAAUGCUGUUGGCUGUUUCUACUAGUGAGAAUGGCAUCAAAAUUUUGGCAAACGCAGAUGGUGCCAGGCUGUUGAGAACCAUGGAGAAUCGUACAUUUGAUGCUUCUAGAGCUUCCUCCGCUAUUGGGAAGCCUCCUGGACUAGGAAGUUUUGGUGCUCCUAGUGCCCCUGUUGGAUCAAGCAUUGUAGAUCGAGUAUCUCCAAUGGCAGCAAUUGUUGCAAUGAAUGGUGAGAGUCGAAAUUUGACAGAUGUGAAACCUCGAAUUACUGAUGAGCCAGCGGACAAAUCUAGAGUCUGGAAGCUCACUGAGAUUAGUGAAUCAUCACAGUGCCGCUCCUUGAAGCUUCCUGAUAAUUUGACUGCAUCAAGGAUUUCAAGGUUGAUAUAUACAAAUUCAGGACUUGCACUAUUGGCAUUAGCUGCAAAUGCUGUACACAAACUCUGGAAAUGGCCCAAGAAUGAGAGACAUCCUUCAGGAAAGGCGAAUGCUAGUAUUGCUCCUCAACUAUGGCAACCGCCAAGUGGAAUAUUGAUGACCAAUGAUAUCAGUGAUACAAAUCCAGAAGAUGCAGUUCCAUGCUUUGCACUGUCAAAGAAUGAUUCUUAUGUCAUGUCUGCUUCAGGAGGGAAAAUCUCAUUAUUUAAUAUGAUGACAUUUAAGACAAUGACGACAUUCAUGCCCCCUCCACCUGCGGCAACCUUUUUGGCAUUCCAUCCCCAAGAUAAUAACAUUAUUGCCAUUGGCAUGGAGGAUUCCUCAAUUCAAAUAUAUAAUGUCCGUGUUGAUGAGGUGAAAACCAAGCUCAAAGGCCAUCAGAAAAGAAUUACUGGUCUUGCUUUCUCUAAUGCUCUUAACGUGCUCGUAUCAUCAGGAGCUGAUUCUCAGUUGUGUGUUUGGAGCUCUGAUGCUUGGGAAAAACAAACAAGUAAAUACUUGCAGCUUCCAGUGGGGCGUGCAGCUGCUCCUCUGGCAGACACCCGGGUGCAAUUUCACCAAGAUCAGACUCAGUUGUUAGUAGUGCAUGAGACACAGAUAGCCAUAUAUGAAGCAUCCAAACUGGAAUGCCUAAAGCAGUGGGUACUUCGUGAAGCUAGUGCUCCAAUCACUCAUGCUAUAUAUUCAUGUGAUAGCCAGUCUAUAUAUGUUAGUUUUGAAGAUGGAGGUGUAGGUGUUCUUACUGCUUCAAACCUUAGAUGGAGAUGUCGGAUCAAUCCUACUUCUUACCUUCCUGCCAAUCCUAGUCCAAAGGUGUAUCCACUUGUAAUUGCAGCACAUCCAUCGGACCCUAAUCAGUUUGCAUUAGGUCUGAGUGAUGGUGGUGUGGUUGUGCUUGAGCCACUGGAGUCUGAAGGUAAGUGGGGAACCCUGCCCCUAGUUGAAAAUGGUGCUGGACCAAGUACUUCGGCAGUUGCCAGUUCAGAUCUACCCCAGAGGUAGCAAUUUUGUGCAAAAAUGUUGGUGAUUCUACUAACACAUGACACCAUGUGGUAUGGUCGGUAUUUGCUCAAUAGAGGGAGAAGGUUCGGUUCGGUUCUAGGUUAGGCAAAUAUAGUUGUAGGACAUCUUUAAGUCAGCCUUAGAAUUUAGGAGCUGCUUGAAUUAUGAUCAUGGUGCAUUGACAUUUCUUUCCAUUAGAAUGGGAUCAGAUAUUCUGGUCAUGGUGUAAAUUUCAUCAGGGAUCUUUAGCAAUGGUAGUUUUGUAGAGUUAUGAUGAAUUAUCUUGGAAAAAUGAUCCUCACCAAUCACCAUGCUUUUUUUAGUUCUCUUUUUGUAAAGCCUAUCUAAAGAAGUUGCUUUUUAUUCAGACAAUUUUUUGCAACGCCAACUUUUAUCUGUAUGAUGAAGAUCCUAAUAACUAUGGUAUGAUAAAGUUAUAGUUUUGAUUUCUU